AUGCCAGAAAUCCAACUCAAACACGUCGUGUCUUGCACCACCGAGGACCCUACUCACAAGGCAGACAACCUGCUGAGCUCUGACACCUACAGAAAGUGGAAAGCAGCAAGACCCGGGGAGAAACAGACAUCAGUCAUUCUGCAGUUCGAGAAGGAGGAGCAGGUGCACAGCAUUGAUAUUGGAAAUGAAGGAUCAGCUUUCAUCGAGGUGCUGGUGGGGAAUUCUUCAGCUGUCAGAGACCAGGACUAUGAGGUUCUUUUGGUCACGUCUUCCUUCAUGUCCCCAACGGAGAGCCGUAACGGCACCAACUUGAACCGGGUGCGUUUCUUUGGGCCCAACCAGCUGCAGAAGAGCACAGCACAGGAGAAGUGGGACCGAGUGAAAAUUGUGUGUAGCCAGCCAUACAGCAAGAACAUAGCGUACGGAGUGGCCUUUGUUAAGUUUCAUUCGCCGCCUGACAAAAAUGAUCCUCCUCCAACAACAUCCCCGAAACUGACAAAGCUGGGACAGUUCAAGGUGAAGGAGGAGCCUCUUUCACCUGCUGCCAGCCUUCAGCCUGGCAGUCUUUUCUUCAGUCGGGACAAUGCAACAAAGUCCAGUACUUCACUCAAAGUGUCUCCUCAGAAUGAGAGGUUGAGUUACGCUGCAGCUGCCCUGCAGGCUGGUGGCAGCUCCCACUCAUCAGGCCAAGCUUCCUCCUCCAGCUCUGCCUCACCACAGCCACCAGCAAAAAGGAAAUUUGAGUUCAGCAAAGCGCGGCAAUCUUCCCCCGGCCCUCCACCCUCGAAGAAAAUAAGCCCCGCUGGCUCACCUGAGGGCAAAGCUGUGACCCCCAAACACAAGGCGAGCCCAGCCAGCACGCCAAGCCCCAGCACUGCGAAAGCUGCCCCGGGGCAGAAGUCUGCUGACAGGAAGCGGGAGAGCCAAUCCAAACCCGAACCCAAACCCAAACAACCGAAACCUAGCGUGCAGCAGGUCCCAUUCAAACGGAUGAUGGAGGGGGUCGUGUUUGUCCUCAGUGGCUUCCAAAACCCCUUCAGAGGGGAGCUGAGGGAAAAGGCUCUGGACAUGGGAGCCAAAUACCGGCCCGACUGGACACCCGACUCCACACACCUCAUCUGUGCCUUCGCUAACACCCCCAAGUACAGCCAGGUGAAAUCAGCAGGGGGCAUCAUCGUACGGAGAGAAUGGAUAAUGGACUGCCAUAAGAGGAAACAGAUGAUCUCCUAUAAACGGUAUUUGAUGGAUGGAGCAGAGUCGAGCUCGGAGAGCGAAAUGGAAGGGGACGACCAGAGUGAAGAGGAAAUCAACAAAAAGACUCCACCGAAGCAGGAGAGACAAGUGACCCCGAAAAAGAUGCCCGAGAAGAAGACUGAAGAUGAUGAGUAUGCCGGCUCCACUGAUGUGGAUGAACCAGGAGACGGUGAUGAUGAGUCUGCGGUGGACACGGAGGACGAGCUGCAGAGGGUGGAGAACGAGAGCAGACAGAAGAAAGCAGCAGUGGGAGGGAAGGUGGUGAAACAGGAGGAUCCAUAUGGGGGAUCGACAGAUGAAAACACAGACGCCGAGGCUGAAGAGGAUCACCCCAUCCCUGAACUACCAGACUUCCUGAAAGGAAAGCAUUUUUUCCUCUACGGUAAAUUCCCUAACAACGAGAGGCGCCUUCUGCUGAGAUACAUCGUUGCCUUUAAUGGACUGAUUGAGGACUACAUGACCGAGAAGGUGCAGUUUGUGGUGACUAGUGAAGGAUGGCACAACUCCUUUGAAGACGCGCUGAUGGAGAACGGCAAUCUGAACUUUGUCAAACCCGCAUGGAUUUAUGCAAUCAAUGAACGACAAAAGAUACUGCCCUACCAACCCUACUCGGUCGUCCCCUGAACUGUAUGAACACGCAAAGCUCGAAAAGGCACUCCCUUCCCUUUCACUCCUUCUCUCAUCUCGAGCCCCCUUUCUGCUCUCUAUCUAAUACUUCUCGCCCUGUUUUGUGCCCGGAGCCACCAGGUCUUCUGCUCUUCAGUCAAGGGGAUUAAAAUGCUCGAAUGUGGACGUGAGACAGGGAGAAAUGGUGGGGUGGUUACAGGGAGAGAAGCUGCAGGAAAGAUGGAGAGGUUUGGAUGCAGUAGCCAACGAUCAGACUAUUUUAUUGUGUACUAUACUAUAUAGUAUUGUAUUUUAAAAGUAUCUUUUCAUAUUCUUAUUGUAAUUUUUCUAUUCUAUAUUUAUGUUCUUGACUGUUGCAGUUCUUUUCUUUAUUUUUUAUUGCCCUAUUAUAUGUUUAUUGUAGACACCAAACAACAAGGCAAAUGCCUUAUAUGUGAAAACCUAUUUGGUAUUUCUCAUUCUGAAGGCAAAUUCACAUGCAUACCAGCAAGUGUGAGGCAUGUUAGUACCACUUACUGUGACCUCGUACCAGGCACUGAUUUGCUUUUCAUAAUAUGGAGAGAGCACGGUCAAAUCCAUUUAGUUCUGGAAGCAGGAAAAUUUACAGCAGCUAACUGCAUUCUUGAUACAAUGUCAUAUUUCAUCGAAAUGCCCAUCUGUUGUCAAGAUGACAGAAAGGGUGGGCUGCUUUCAAAAUGUCCCAUAUGACAAGUCGACUUUGUUCAAACGGCACACCUUGAUCUCUUCUAGUCAGAUUUAUUCUGUGCUCUUUGCAUUUUUAUGUCUCCUGUGAAUCUUAGCGGUAACCUUGGCUGACUGCUAAGAUAGCCAAACAUUGUCUGACUCUGUAGUUGUAAUGUUAAUUUAUGUGUGCUCAAAUUGUUUUUAUUAUCAGAUUGUAGUUCUUUAGUCAUGUUUUCCCUUUCUUCUUUCUAUGUUCUUCUGACAGUACAGACUUGGAGGGGAUGAAUACUUUACUAAUGUAAUUUGUAUUUUUGUACUGUGGAUAAUUUU
Molecule: messenger RNA, 2895 nt
Organism: Perca flavescens (yellow perch)
Lineage: Eukaryota; Metazoa; Chordata; Actinopteri; Perciformes; Percidae
Gene: xrcc1
Product: X-ray repair complementing defective repair in Chinese hamster cells 1
Exons: 18
Coding region: 1-1878 (625 amino acids)
Biological process (GO): single strand break repair; base-excision repair; double-strand break repair via nonhomologous end joining
Cellular component (GO): nucleus
Molecular function (GO): damaged DNA binding
Source: RefSeq, a predicted model, not a curated record